AUGAGUUCGUCUUCUUCAUCUUUCAAAGUUCGAUACAGGAUGAUACCGACGAAAGAUGAUGGAUUAAGUGCGGCGGUCGGGAGAGUGGACGAAGAAUCCGAAGAGGUGGUACAAGAAGAAAGCGCCACGGGUUUCGAUAGCAAAUGGAGAUGGAUCACGGAAUUUCUUCCUCAAUGGAGAAGCAUUUUUGACCGGGAAACCUAUCCCGGCUCACUUCUGUUCAACACGGGAGCUUUCAUCCUCCCAGCUCUUUACUCCACCCUCAGCAAACUAUGGGUAGCCAACAUCGAUUCCACCCAAGUUGCAACCACAGAUGUAUACACCUAUAUCGGCAUUAUAGUAGAGGUACUCAAUGAAGGGCUCCCUCGAGCCGUCUGGGUUAUCAUAGCUGAUGAAUCAAAUCGAAGUCUUCGUUCACGAUUAACACUUACCUACACCCUCAUUUGCUUCCAAAUUCUAUUCGGCACUCUGCUCAUGAUAAUUUUUCUCGCAAGUGCCGAACAUCUCGCUGCGGCUUUCGUACCUGAGAUUGUAAGAAAAGCUAGUCUUACGUAUGUGAGAAUCUCGUCAGUACAAGCUUUAUCUAGUGCAAUGAGCACUGCUGUUGCAAAUUCAACACGAGCGUUGGAUCAUCCGGAUGUACCGUUGUUGAUCAGUUCUGUACAAUUUGCGGUGAAUAUCUUGUUGGACUUGCUUAUCAUUUCGAGGUUCCAUGUAGGCUCUUUCACACCAACAGUCAAUACACAGGCGUUGAUCAGGAUGACAUGUGAUCUUGCUUCUGCAGGAUGUGGCUUGCUAUAUUUUAUUUAUCUUGCUUUGAGAAUGCAACGGUCUACUUCUUCACCUUCCAUUCCACGCGAACCCGCAUCUUUUUCGGCGUCUCCAUCGAGGUCACUAUCGCCAUCCGAGUCAGGAAACGCAACGGAGCCAAAACCCAGAAUCAGCAUUUUAGCACUCAAAACACUCUUCAAACCAGGAAAAUGGACAUUCCUCGAAUCGGCUCUUCGCAAUGCUAUUUACCUAUGGCUUAUCCAUGGGAUCGUAUCUAUGGGCCUUGAUUAUGCUACUGCAUGGGGUGUAUUCAAUAAUAUCCGAUGGGGUAUUGUCAUGGUUCCGGUGAACGCAUUGCAGGCAUCUACAUCGACCUUCGUGGGUCAUGCAUGGGGAUCUUGGAGAAAGGGUGUUGGGGUUGAGACCAGGAAGCCGAGAGCUGAGAAGGCGGAUGUUCUAAAAAUUGUUCACCACGCGCUAGUAUCCAGUGUCAUUGCGCUUCUCAUAGAAAGCCUGUUCUGUAUCUUCCUUUCCCUCUGGGGCAUCCGCAAAUUUUCUGUCUACCUCUCCGAAUCCGCAGCUGUAGCGAAAAUCACAGAGCACAUGUGGAGAACAAUCGACUGGUGUUAUAUCUUCUACGCCGUCACCACACAACUUGCCGCUAUUCUCCUGGCUACUGUCCCGAAGCUUUAUUUUGUGCAAAGUCUGGGAAGUAAUUUAUUAUGGAUGUUACCUUGGGCAAUUGCGGUAAGUAGAAUUCACAUGACGAGCGAGAAUGCGUGGAUGUAUGAUGGGAUUAUCUUUGGGGGGGCACUGGUUUUUGAUUUUCUGAAUGUGGGUGUGGUACUUGGGGCGUGGUAUUGGGGAUUGAGGAGGGGGGGAUUGGUGGUGGGUUGA
Molecule: messenger RNA, 1668 nt
Organism: Botrytis byssoidea
Lineage: Eukaryota; Fungi; Ascomycota; Leotiomycetes; Helotiales; Sclerotiniaceae
Exons: 3
Coding region: 1-1668 (555 amino acids)
Source: RefSeq, a predicted model, not a curated record